AGCAGGUGUUUCAGUCUCUUGGCAUUCAGAAUUCUUGAUUCUUGGCAUCGAUAUGUCGGUUAGGAGCGGCAAACAAGGCUCUCUGAUGUUAAAGGACGUUGCAAAUUCGGUGGUGACGCACCUGCAGGGUGCCGGGGGCGGUGGCGGCGGCCCAGCCGCCUCCGGAUGCUGCAACGCCCUGCACCUGAGCGUGGACAACGCCAGGUUUGUGCUUCUGGCCGUGGUUCUUCUGCUCUACAUGGUGGCCGGCGCGGCGCUCUUCCAGUUCCUCGAGCAGGACACCGAGCUGGCCAUGGUGCAAAAGUUCUGGGACGUCUACUCGGACUUCCAGCGACGAAUUAAUGGCCAACGAAUCCUCGCCAAGGGUGGACAUGGGACUUUUCCACGAAUUCGCAGGCAGUUUCCAAUUCGUUGGGACCAUCGUUUCCACGAUUGGACUAACCAGCAACUUCAGCUGCGCUGCUUGCUGUUCCUGAAGUCAACAUUGAGAACCUGCAAGAGAGAUACGUACGGCAAAUAAAGCUGCUGAAUACUGGAACCAAAUUGAUGAUCCGUCUUCUGAGUUGGAGGCUUUUAACAAAAGAUGAAGAAGUGUUGUUGGAAUUAGACCCUAUACAAAAUUCCCACUCCUCCGUUCUGGCACCGAAAUGUUUGAGCCUCAAUUUUUGCUGUGGUUAAACAGUAAGAACUUUUACGAACGACGAGAAGUCUAGUUCAAUGGUCCACUUGCGGAACUUGAUUCUUCAAGAGUGCAAUACGAAGUUGGCAAUUUCAAGAAUAAUUUUGUCAAAAGUUUGCAAUGUAUUGGUUGAUUAUCCGAGAAUUGCAACAAAUUGCCAAAGACAUUCUCCAAAAUAUCAGCUCUUUGAAGGGCCCGAUGAGGCUCUUUGGACGUCAUGUGCAACAAGGCGAUGCGAUCUCGACAUUGGACCAAAAUGGCGAAAAAAAUUAGAAAUGAAAGUGAUUUGGAGCAGCUGGCUUCAUUGCAAGCGAGCAUCGAUUUUGGUCUUGUUCAUCAUCUCAAAACAAAUGAAAGAUAUUUCUAUUGUGGCUAUACAAAUGAGUUUGAGGACAAGCAGAAUCUUGAUGCCAGGAGUGGAAGGAUGUUCAAUUUGAACUCAACUACUACAAAGACACGAGUUAAGAUUUUGUCAUCAAAUUGAUUGUAAUUGACGUGAAUUCCAAAGACAUGGUCGAUCUGCUAAAUCGAAGAAGGCGCCCCCAGUGUCGACAGCUUUGUGUAGCUCAGUCAACUGCGCUACAACACGUGAAUGAAAAUAUCCGAGUGAGGAUGUGCCUUCCGGUUGCAAAUACCUCGCCUGGUCAUCACUCCUCUCACUGACAGAUGCUAUCGCACUCUCACGUGCGCUGUGGACCUGUACCUUGGGGGUUCCCCUGAGGGUCCGGCUGGAAGGGGUAAAACAGAGACUUCGGAGGAUUUGGCCAAUAGCAUUGCGCGGUCUUCAACUGCUCCGACCAGCUAGAUCACGCUGCCAUGGGAAAAUUUUUCAAGGGAAUUUCCAAAAUGUGGAUCGUGGGCUUGCUUGAAGAGUUCAAUCGCGUUUAGUUGGAAGUGCAUUCCUUGGUUGCAGCCCAAAUUCAAAUGAUCCAAGAGGCCAAGAUGAAGCAGCUGGACUAUGUUUGAUGUUGAAGGCAGCAAAAUUAAACUGAAUCCAUCCUGCCAGGCUAUUAUCACCAUGAACCCGGGCUAUGCCGGUCGUCAAGAGCUUCCUGAUAACUUGAAGUGCCUUUUUUGACCUGUUGCAAUGAUGGUUCCUGAUUACGCUUUGAUUGGUGAACUGUCACUUUACUCAAGAGGAUUCAAGAAUGCUAGACCGCUUGCUGUGAAAAUUGUCCAGAUCGACUUACAAACUUUGCUCCGAGCAGCUUUCCUCGCAGCCCCACUACGAUUAUGGUAUGAGAGCUGUCAAGUCGGUCCUAACUGCAGCUGGCAACUUGAAGCUUGACGACACGUCAGAGCUUGGAAGAUGAAUCCAAAGUCCUCCGAGCCAUCAUUGAUGUGAACAAGCCAAAGUUUUUGGCCAAGGACAUGUACCUCUUUUUGAGGGUAUCACUGCUGAUUUGUUCCCGGGUUUCGAUCUGCCUCUGCCAGACAGGGGAGAGCUAAUUGAGGCACUUUUGGUGGAGCUGAAGGAGCGGAAUUAACCUUCAAGCUACCGACUGGAAUACGGAAAAGCUGAUUUAGAUAUUUGAAAUGAUUCUGGUUAGGCACGGCCUUAUGCUGGUCGGACCACCAUCUGGGAGGAAUUGCAGUGCCAUUAAGAGCCUCUGCACUGCCCUGAUCAGGAUUUCUAAAAAUCCUGACAAGAAGAUGGACGAGAGUGGUGUCACCGCAUUAUCAGCACCAAGUCAAUCACCAGUGACCAAUUGUAUGGAUUUGUUGACCCAGUCUCUCAAGAGUGGCAUGAUGGUGUUUUGGCAAACACUUUCCGUGACUACGCAAGAUCAGAGGAGCCUGAGAGGAAGUGGAUCAUUCUCGAUGGACCCGAGGAUGCUGUUUGGGCUGAGAAUUUGAACACAGUCCUAGACGACAAUAAGAAACUUUGCCUUUCGUCUGGAGAAGUUGUUCAGAGAAUUGCUUUCUCCGACAGUGGCUUGAUCGUGGUUACUGGUUCGACUUUGACACAACAAGUUUCCAUCGAAUCCCUCCUAUAGAAAUUAAGAAUCAAGUUGCUGCUCAACUCUGGUGACAUUCCCAACCGCUGUACAGGUCUGAAGAUAAGGGCAUGAUUCUUGACAAGCGUUGAAAGCUUUGUGUGGCUCAGCCAACUGCGCUACUACAUGGUUAACGACGAUAUCCGGCAGAGGAUGGCUGGUGAAGCUCCUAAAAGAAUAAGGAAAUUAAUCGAUGAAUGUGGAGCCAAAUUUGUUGCGGAACGCUGUGGCAGCCGAAUUACCGUUGAAGAAGGGUACUUUCCAGGAUGCGUCGGAACUACUCGACCACUUGAUCCGAGCAUGGUCCACAGUGAACGGCUGGCGUAGCACUUUCGAGCUGUUCUGUUACACGGUUGUACCUGUUUGCACCUGGUGCUCAAAACCAACUGGCGAGAGAGAUGAGGACGGUGUUUCGCUGACCCUUUCAACAAGUGGUGUUGGACAAAACGUCACACGCUGGAUAAACUCAUCAGCCAUUGUCUUGCCAAGAAGAAACCUCAUUGCCCUGGGCACAGGCGUCCAAAAGUGUCAACGAUGUUCAUAAUUCCGCCAAGCGUCUUGUUCAUGAGACUAGUACGCCAAGGUAAAGAUGCCCAGGUUCAAGUGAAGCUUCCAGGUAUCUUGAACAUGGAUGUCUAUGACUUCAAUGGUAUCAGCGUGGCACAGUACGAGUUUUGUGCUGCGAUGUGCCACUUUCCCGGCCAUUGGUACGCAAUUCGAAAAACAGAGAGCGGAUCAUGGUAUUUUAUAAGCGACGGUACAGUGGAAAAACUCACUGAGGAGCUGAAGGAAAAAGCGGAGAAGGAGGCUAUGAUACUGCUGUAUCAAAUCAAGAGUCUACGCCCAAACUUUAAAGAUGCUGGGGUGCAGACGGACAAUCCAGAAAUAGAGCCGCAGAUUGAGUUUCAUGUCGGAGUCCAACCUGCCGAGUACGUGCCUGCCGAUGAAGAAAGAGAAGAAAGAAAAAGCAUUGGCGGUUGUCACACUAGGAAGGAGAAGGUCAGCUUCAACAACGUCAUCAAGCCGGCCGACGCCAAAGCGGAGGUGUGGAAAAGCACCUUUAGACUCUUCAGCCUUUUGCUGAUACCCAUUUGCUCAUGGUGUUUUUCGUCAACGGGAGGUGAAACUGAGGAGGGAACCUCUAUUAACCUGAACACGGUCACCCUAGCCAGGAACGUAAAAAUAAGCAGAUUGCUGAAAAUUCACCUUGAAAAAAAUGUCCUCCACUGCCGAGAACACAGAAGACCUAAAGUGGCAUUGCAAUUUUUGGUUCCUCCCAGUGUGCUGUUGCUGAGGCUUGUGCGCGAUGGCCAGAAUGCUGUCCAAGUUGAAUUUGAAGAUAGCAUUCUUAUGGAAGUAUUCGAUGGCCACGAUGCUGUCCCAGUGCAGUAUAAUUUUGUCUCUGCAAUGUGCUAUUACCCAAAACACUGGUACACCAUCAGAAGAUCCGAGAAUGGCAAAUGGCUCGCUAUGAGUGAUGCCAUGGUUUCGGAAUUAACUGAGGCGACGAAGGCAAGAGCUGAAAAAGAGGCGAUGAUGCUCUUUUUUCAAAGGAGUUCCAAAGCCACAGAUGGAAAGUUCAAGGAUGUGGCAGUACAGACGGACGAGAAGCAAGAAGAGCCACAGCCCAUGCCAAGUUCCUGACUCCUGGCUUCUCAGUCCCAAUCUGCGGAUCAAGAUGGAGAAGAAAGAAAGUCUCCUGGGGGUAUUCAGUUCCAAUUCCGGUGACCUCCGAUUGACUCGAGAGCUUCCGUCUGUCCGACACCCAGUCAAUUGCCAGGCCAUCUCCGUGACCGACCACCAGCUCUCUCCCGGGGACCUGUCCGGCACCAUCCGAGCUGAAACCUCAAGAGAGCUUCCCACCAGCCCCGUCUCCCAUGAUCUUUCUUCAUUGUUUUUCCCCAUUAAAUUAAAAGAAUAUUCUGCAAUUAGAAUUGUUAUCUUAUAGGGAA
Molecule: messenger RNA, 4628 nt
Organism: Neocloeon triangulifer
Lineage: Eukaryota; Metazoa; Arthropoda; Insecta; Ephemeroptera; Baetidae
Exons: 24
Coding region: 3211-4320 (369 amino acids)
Source: RefSeq, a predicted model, not a curated record